CAUCCUUGCGGCGAAAGUAAAACACAAGAUGUUGAAGAAGACCACCCUCGUCGCGACCGCCAUGAUUCCCCUGGGCGGGGGAGGGGGAAAGAACGUCGUCUCCGCGGCGAACACGAAGAAGAAGGGGCGCAUGUUGACGACAACGCACUUCUGGGCCGGAAAGGAAACGACGCCGACCGGGUUCAUGGAAAGUUCUUUCGACUGCACGCAAUCGUGUGCAAACUCGUUUGAUCCCUCGCAAGCUGAACUUGCAGGAAAAUACUGCGUCGAAUGUUGCUCGCGCACUGGAGGUUUUCACAAAAAUCCGUGUACAAAAUCGUCGAAGGACUCUCAAGCGUUACAAAAUCGUCGAAAGGAGUAUGGGACUCUCAAGCGUUACACUCUCAACUGUAGUUACAUGAAUUUUUCAUGGUGCAAAAUUGGCACCAACAUCGACAUGAACAUGAUCAACCUGCUUCGCAUGACAAGUGCUCGACGCGCUAGACAGAAGUAUAUUAUAAUCUACUGCUCCAAACCUGUAAUGCAAAAGGGGCAACCUUUGCCUUCCCCCCUUCACUUUUGCUAUUCUUGCAUUACUUUACAGAUUCGUGUAACAGUUGAGAGUGUAACGUUUGAGAAGGCCAUAAGGAGGAGUGUGACACGCACUGUAUACCGCCAUGGCUUCCUAUGAGAGUGCACAACCCCCCCUCUCCCCCUCAUUUGUCAUGCAAAAUACCAAAUAAUCCAAGCCUUGCCAUUGCUCUGUGGUACUGUUCGCAUGACAGAUUCCGGAAUCCCAAACAGUACUAGAUUACGCGCAUGAACUUGUCAAGCACAGGCUCCACAGGUGCGGGUGUUUGUAGUGCUGUUGAUGCAAUAGCACAAAUGCGGGGGACUGGGAGGGGGAGUUAUGUACUCUCAUACACAGAGAUGAGGCGAAUAAAAAUAAAGUGGACGGGUGCCCCGGUUGUUGCGGAAUGUCCAACGACCCCGUGUCGGACUGCGCCGCAUUCUUCGACGAUGCGUAAACAACGCAGGCCACAAAGUACCUGGCGCAGGCACUGCGGAGUCGACAGGAGGGAAUUCAGACGCUAUCGAUAGGAGCCCUGAGUGCAAUUAAAAAACGCAAACAACUUUAAACCUAAUAUAGAGAGCAACAAGCAAAUAAAAUAACCACUUUUUCUAUAGCAUUACUACGAACUAGGACUAGCUGAUGAAUGUCCUCCGCGACAGGCACGAACGGAAAGAGCCACCCGCCCUGGCGGUUGUGCUUUUCUUGGUGCAACGCUUCCCGUACAUCACCUCUAUGCUAUUUCAACAUUU
Messenger RNA from Amoebophrya sp. A120, 1302 nucleotides. The record is from the annotation of a GenBank genome assembly. Lineage: Eukaryota; Dinophyceae; Syndiniales; Amoebophryaceae.